GUCGUGUCUCUCGAUUAUCGCUUCAUUCCUCGCGCUCAUCGCCCACUUCACCCACCGUGGCUGCCACUCGCCCUCCCGCCACGCCGCCGGCAAUGACCGACGCCUCCCAAACACAAAUCCUCACCCCGUCUCCAUGACGACUCCCGCUAACCCCGCCCCACUCCUCUCCUCCCGCCCCAACCACGCCCACCCGCUCCACCGCCGCCCCCGGCUCCCCCACCCUCCGGCCGCCGCCAACACCACCGGCGCCGCCUCGUCACCGGACUGGUUCCGCCCCCGCCGCCCUCCGGACACGGACCCGUCCACCUCAUCCGGCGGCCGCGUCGCCGCGCGGGACCCUGGCGUUCGCGUCAAGGCCAAGGAGGGCACCGAGGAGGAGAAGGGUAAGAGGAGGAGGUGGUGGGAGCGGUGGUCCGGGGACAAGGAGAGCUACCUGGUCGACGACGUGGAGCCUCUCCCGAUCCCCAUGACCGUGCCAGGGACCGAGCCCAUAUCGCGGGAGGAGCUCGACCGCCGGCUCAGCUGCGACGUCGAGAUCGAGGAUUGCAAGACGGUUUCGUACGAGUGGACCGGCAAGUGCCGGAGCUGCCAGGGGACGGGGCUGGUCAGCUACUUCAGGAAGAAGGGCAAGGAGACCAUCUGCAAGUGUGUACCAUGCGCCGGCAUUGGUUAUGUAAGGAAAAUUACAGUCCGUGAAGACAUUCAAAAGAUGGAUGAGCUAGACAAUGGUAAACCACCAUAAUUUGAAGGGUUCCAAAUUAUUUGACUGCUGUAAUUUUAAAACUGUUGCUGAAUAGCUUGUGCUCGCAACCUUCAACAAGUUACAUAUGAUUCUUUCCCACUGCACAUUCUACUGUUCAGGCUCGAUACAUGGAUGGGUUGUUAUUCUUUAAACAUUGCAAACAUAUCAAUGGUGCCCAAUAGUUGUACCUCUGUUA
Messenger RNA from Panicum hallii, 938 nucleotides. RefSeq names its product protein disulfide-isomerase SCO2. The transcript has 3 exons. NCBI's taxonomy places the organism in Eukaryota, Viridiplantae, Streptophyta, Magnoliopsida, Poales, Poaceae. Bases 134 to 742 code for a protein of 202 amino acids. The record is from RefSeq and is a predicted model, not a curated record.